Tripterygium wilfordii is the source of this 915-nucleotide messenger RNA. Its product is annotated as N-acetyltransferase 9-like protein. The transcript has 6 exons. The coding region runs from base 138 to 725 and encodes 195 amino acids. Gene Ontology annotation, biological process: protein acetylation. The record is from RefSeq and is a predicted model, not a curated record. Gene Ontology annotation, molecular function: N-acetyltransferase activity. NCBI's taxonomy places the organism in Eukaryota, Viridiplantae, Streptophyta, Magnoliopsida, Celastrales, Celastraceae.
AAUAGGCCAACAGCCCAAUACUCAAGAGCCCAAUCUUUCUACGGUGUUGGAACUGUCGUAUUACUCAAGUCUAAAGAGCGAGGGGCUGAUGUCGUCUCGCGUCCGUUGGGACACUAAAGAGUUAAGUGGAGGCAAAGAUGGAAGUGAGUUUGGAGGGAUCGAGAGUGAUACUGGUACCGUACAUGGAGGCUCACGUUCCAAAGUACCACCAGUGGAUGCAGGACCCUGAUCUCCUCCGAGCGACAGGGUCGGAGCCUCUCUCCAUCGAUGAGGAGUACCAGAUGCAACUCUCCUGGAACCAGGAUCCUCUCAAGCGUACUUUCAUUGUUUUGGACGGAGAAUUGGUCGAGGGAGAAUUCGUUCUUGGAGAUCCUCAUGUAGAAGCCAUGGUAGGUGAUGUAAAUGUAUUCAUGAAUGACUUGGAUGAUCCUCAAAUGGCCGAGAUUGAAAUAAUGAUAGCUGAACCAAAAAGCCGUGGCAAAGGACUUGGUAAGGAGUCUGUCUUGAUGAUGAUGGCCUAUGUCGUCGAGAAGUUGAGGAUUAAUGUCUUCCGUGCAAAAAUUGCUGAAUCAAAUGGAGCUUCUCUGAUUAUGUUUCGAAAAUUGGGAUUUGAAGAGUCCUCCUACAGUGAAGCAUUCAAAGAGAUUACGCUGGAAUUACCAAUAACUAGACAGAAGCGUGAGGAACUGCUACAUUUGUCUGGUAAAGUACUUGCACAUUCUUAGCCCUCAAUAAUCUGUCUGCCCAUUUUUGUUGGAUAUUAUUCAAGGCAGUUCUUCCAUCUGAUCUGAUCAGUUGCUUAUGCACCAUGAUCCAUUAAUGUUAUUGUACUGUACAAUUAGAUAUCUAAUCAGUUAACUGCAUCUUUCGUUGUUACGUUGAGUUUGUAGAUUGUAAGAAAAUCUCUGGCAUGUC